Molecule: messenger RNA, 2202 nt
Organism: Humulus lupulus (European hop)
Lineage: Eukaryota; Viridiplantae; Streptophyta; Magnoliopsida; Rosales; Cannabaceae
Product: RING-H2 finger protein ATL74-like
Exons: 1
Coding region: 933-1583 (216 amino acids)
Biological process (GO): protein ubiquitination
Molecular function (GO): transferase activity
Source: RefSeq, a predicted model, not a curated record
CCCAUGCCCUCUUUCUUUCUCUGUGUUCUCUCUAUCAUCACUUCAAAAUAAAGAAGAAAACGUUUCAACUGCCGCUCCUUCAAAUGUAUGGUAAGCCUUUGUAGUCUUUUAUUUUUCAGGAGUUCAUCUUUUUUUUUUUUCACUUAGUUUUUGGAAGAGUUGUUUAGAGUAUAAAAGUUUUAUUUUUUGUAAUUUUUUUAUUGGUUGUAUUUAUAAAGUGGACCAGAAGAGAAUUGUGAGGUAUUGAUGUGGGUGAAACUAGUGAGAAUAGGAGAUAAUCAUCAACUUUGGAGUGCUGAAACAUAUUAUAUACUAUUCAUCACCCUUUCCCAUAUCCGAAGCGACCAUCAAGAUGCUUAUUUGAAAGUCUUUAUCUAGUUGGAAUCCCUACAAAUAUAACCGAACAGCUCAAAACAUAUCCCUUUCUUUAGUCUUUACUUGUCAUUUGAUUAACGAGCCAAAAAAAAAAGUUAAACGAGUAACCCACAAUCACUUCUUCCGACUUUCCUCUGGUAACUUCUUUUUUUUUUUUUUUCAAUGGUUUCCCCUUGACUUUUCUCCCUUCUAGAUAGUACCAUCAUUAAGCCUUUAAAAGGGGGAGGAAAAAAAAACAAAAAAAGAAAUAAGAAAGGACUCCAUAUCUCUAUUAUCACUAGCUUCACACACACAAGAAAAAUCCCACAUCGAAAAGAGUGGAUCAGAAUACAAUAUUGCAAGCUUUCAUCUUCACACCAUUGAGAAUGAACCCUCUUCUCUCAAUCUCAUUCGUGGUUCGAUUUGGCCAAAAACCAUGGAGUAGCGAACUCUCAAGCCAAGUUUCAUAACUCAACAGUUAGUGCAUAAAAAGGGUACUUGAAUUUUGCCUUCAUAAAGUGUUUGUUUGGUGUUUGUGAGAAAGUAGUGAACCCCCAAUAUACUACUACUUCUUACCAAUGGUGACUCAACAUCAUCAUAAUCCGUAUCAUCGUCCGUACCGCUUAGUGCUUCAAGACAGUCCAGAGUCAAACUCGCCGCCACCGGCAGCAGCCAAUGAAAACAGGAGUAAUCUUACCCGCGGGUCAUACGUGAGCGAAGCCAACUUCGACACUAACAUGGUGAUCAUACUCGCGGCCCUGCUCUGCGCUCUGAUAUGCGCUCUGGGGCUAAACUCCAUAGUACGCUGCGCGAUGCGGUGCAGCCGAAGGUUUGCUUUCGAGACGGCCGACGAGGCCGCGGCACGCCUGGCGGCCACGGGGCUGAAAAAGAGCGCAUUGCGUAAGAUCCCCGUGGCGGCAUAUGGCAUUUCUUCCGGUAUCAAAAUCAUUGAUACGGAUUGUACUAUUUGCCUUGGUGAGUUUGAGACAGGUGACAAAGUCAGGGUGUUGCCUAAAUGUUGUCAUGGUUUUCAUGUGCGUUGCAUAGAUCCAUGGUUGGUCUCUCACUCGUCGUGCCCAACUUGCCGGCGCUCCUUGCUCGAACAGACAGCUAGUUCAGACGCAGCCCCGGCCGCCGAAGCCGAUGCGGGAAUUCGGCAUCAUGGGAAUGCAGCAGGGCCCGGAGUAGGACAAGGUGAGGUGACAAUCAAUGUGGAUGAGGUUAGCUAAUGAUGAAUGAGAAAAAAAUGGGACACAAAAGCAGUACUAGUUUCUUGCUGUGUUUGUAAUUUUGUAAUGGGCCCUUGUUAGUCAAACUCGCCGCCACCGGCAGCAGCCAAUGAAAACAGGACUGAUCUCACAAGCGGGUCAUGCGUGAGCGAAGAAAUUCGGCAUCAAUGAUCGGAAUGCAGCAGGGUCCAGAGGAGGACAAGGUGAGGUGAUAAUUAAUGUGGUUAGCUAAUGGGUUAAUGACAGAAAUGGAACACAAAAGCAAUACUAGUUUCUUCUAGUUGUGUUUUUCUUUUUCUAAUUGGCCUUAUUUAGUUUAUUUGUUUAUCUUAACGCCGGUAGAAAGAUGUCUUGGUUGGUGGGGGUUGUAGUUCUACUUAAGAACUUUUGAAGUAUUACAAUGUACACUUAGCACCCUCAAUGAGAAGAUGAAUGUUGAUUUCAAUAAUAUUUGGUGGAGUGAGUAGUGUAAAUGUAAUUUUGAGUAAAAUCAUAGGGUUCCUCUGUGUAAGAAUCAUUAGAACGAAGAAUAAGAAGAGCCCACCUACUAAACUAGUAGUUUUAUCUUGCCCAUUUUAUGUUCUUUACAAAAAUAUGAAUGUGUAAGCUUUAAAUUUUA